Anarrhichthys ocellatus (wolf-eel) is the source of this 2265-nucleotide messenger RNA. It is a transcript of the gene cox10, whose product is annotated as cytochrome c oxidase assembly factor heme A:farnesyltransferase COX10. NCBI's taxonomy places the organism in Eukaryota, Metazoa, Chordata, Actinopteri, Perciformes, Anarhichadidae. Gene Ontology annotation, cellular component: mitochondrion; membrane. The record is from RefSeq and is a predicted model, not a curated record. The transcript is spliced from 7 exons. Gene Ontology annotation, biological process: heme A biosynthetic process. The coding region runs from base 73 to 1509 and encodes 478 amino acids. Gene Ontology annotation, molecular function: protoheme IX farnesyltransferase activity.
GGUCGUAAUGGCGGCUCGCUGCAUGUGAAGGGGUCGAAACCGAAACGGGAGCCGGCUUUAUGCUUCGAGAACAUGUACAAAACGCCAUGUAGCAGACUGUCAGGUUUGGUUGGUGUCAGCGUGAAGCAGAUAUUAGUUCAAAAUGUUCCUCAAUGUAACCAGACCGCUCGCAGCCUCAUUCAGCUGCACAAAAGAGAUCCAUCAAACUGGCUGACGUACCAGCACCUCACCUUCCUGAAACGCCAGUAUGUAGCAAAGAACAACAGUGAGCUUCACCAACGUGCCGCCCCCAAACCGACUUCAGCCCUGACCAUUGUGGAUGAGAGGGACGACAGCGUCGAAAGACAGGUGCAGAGAAUACCAACUAUUGAUCCUGUGGUCACAGAUGAUGUAUCGCAGUCGGAGAAUAUCACCAGUAAAGCACAGCCUGGGAUAUCCACCUCGGAGCCCUAUACAGACGAUGUGGCGCUACAGAAAGAUUCUGAGUCUGGCGGUGUUGUGACUUCAGACGAGACUCCUCAUGUCCACGUGGAGACGGACGAGGCAAAGGAAGCACGUCUAGACAGACAGUGGAAGCAGAUGAAAGUCGAUGUAGCUGACCUGCCGGAUAUCUAUGCCAAGCUUGCUAAAAUCAAACUCACAGCACUGGUGGUGACGAGUGCAGCAGCCGGCUUUGCAAUGGCUCCAGUGCCGUUUGACCCCCUCACCUUCUUCGUCGCCUCCCUGGGAACAUGCCUCGCCUCUUGCAGCGCCAAUGCAAUCAACCAGUACUUCGAGGUGCCCUUCGACUCCAACAUGAACCGAACAAAGACCCGUCCGCUCGUCAGGGGACAGAUCAGUCCCCUCCAUGCGGUGUCCUUUGCUCUGGCCUGUGGGAUUCCCGGCGUGGCUCUGCUCACGCUGGCGGUGAACCCCUUGACGGGCUUCCUGGGCGCCCUCAACAUCUUCCUCUACACCUGCUGCUACACUCCGCUCAAGAGGCACAGCAUCGCCAACACCUGGGUGGGAGCCGUGGUGGGUGCGAUACCCCCCAUCAUGGGCUGGACGGCUGCCACCGGCUGUCUGGAGCAAGGUGCUCUGUUGAUGGGUGGUUUCCUGUACAGCUGGCAGUUCCCUCACUUCAACGCCCUCAGCUGGAACCUGAGGGAGGACUACUCGCGCGGCGGCUACCGCAUGAUGUCCGUCACCCACCCGGGCAUGUGCAAGCGGGUGGCGCUGCGCCACAGCGUGGGCCUGAUCGGCCUGUCUUCCCUGGCGCCCGUGCUGGACGUCACCACCUGGACCUUCCCCAUCGUCUCCCUCCCCAUCAAUCUGUACAUCAGCUACUUGGCCUUCCGCUUCUACCGCGAGGGCGACCGCGGCAGCGCCCGCAAGCUGUUCUUCUGCAGCCUGUGGCACCUGCCGAUGCUGCUGCUGCUGGCGCUCACGUGCAAGAAGCCUCGGAGGGAUCCGGAGGAGGCGGCGGCGGCUCCACCUGCGGCCUCUUCAGCGCUCGCACUGCAGAGCUAACCCGUUUCAAAGAUGCCUAAACUCUUUUCUAAGACCUCCGAGAGCUCUGUUUGUAACCGAGACAUUCCCUCGGCGUCUCUCCUAACCGCUCGUCGUGCUCGUAAGGAGUCCGGAUGAUGGACGCUUUAUUUUAUCUGUUUAAUUGCAGCCAGUGGCACUCGCUGCCGAUCAGGAAAUGAGCUGGAAACGAUUCGGAUCAAAAUAACGGAUUUACAGAAACCACACUGAAUUAUUACAUCAGGCUGUAAUCAAUUUGAUGUGUGUGUGUGCUGUAUAUAUUCUGUAUUUAUUUAUAUUGAGGGCCCACCAGCUCCUCUCCAUGUUGUACAUGACUGAUGUUGUAUCUCUUCGACAGUGUGAAUCGCUCCUGUGGAUCCACACAGGGAUCACCGUCUGCACAUCAAUGCAGCGUUCAAAUGCAAAAUAGAAGAAGAGGAAGUAUAACGGACAUGAAGACAUCACGUAAUCACAAGAUACGUGACUGAUUUUCAGUCUGUGUAUAGAAAUAGGACAAAUAUAAACCGUUUGAAGCAGCUACGGCACUUCUGUUCAUUCUACUUUGACCUGAUACUCGACGGUAAGUUUAGCUUCACUGUAUUUUUGCUGCUCUGCAAAUGCACUGACGGGUCCUCGUUUCGUGUUCGUAACGGUUAUCUUCACCACGGAUCGCCUGCACCAAAGCAAAGGGAAUAGCCGACGCCCGUCUGAAACACGAGGGCAAAUGUUCUCUAACAAUAAAAAACUCUGUUAAUGUAA